AUGGAUUACAGACGCAACAACCAAGGAGGCGGUGGAGGACCCGAGAGGAGAGGAGGUUAUGGCGGCGGUGGUGGCGGUGGUGGCGGUGGCGGGCGCCAGUAUGAACGCAACGACCGCUACGAAAAAGGCGGACGAGGCGGACACAACAGACGCCCUUAUGACAGGCCACGACAUGACCAGCGCGACAGAGAGCAGGAGCGUGUUCAGGAUGAGCUUGGAGAUAUCGAGAAGCGUCUUGGAGGACUCAUCAUUCGCGUUGGAGACAAGAUUACGCCUACUUUGGAGACGAACUUGAACACUCUCGCAGGAAUUCUGGACAACGACUAUGCCAAACACUCUGCAACAAUUCUCAAGUCCUUGAAGGCCUGCAUUUUGGAGCUCCCUAUGAAGUCGGCCAUCUAUGGAACAUUGACAGGACUCUUGAACGCAAAGAACGCAGAGACAGGAGGAACGAUUGUCAAGAUGGCUUCGGACUUGCUGCAAGAGAGUUUGGCUAAAUACCAGUGGAGAAACGCCAAGUUGCUGUUGAGGUUCUUUGGCGAGCUCGUCAACUCGAACGUCAUCUUGCCCACCACUCUUCUUCAGGUCAUGGAGCAGCUCUUGGUUGUCUUGGAGGAGCCCACCGUUCUGAGGGCUCGUGCAGAUACCGCUGUUUUCUGUGUCCUCGCUACUCUGCCAUGGUGCGCCGCUGAUAUUCACGACCGCAACCCCCACGACUUUGAAAAGAUUUUGGGAAGGAUCGAAGACUACAUGACAGCCAGAGAGGAUGGAGAAGGCGUCGAGGGAUUCGAAAUCACCAAGGUCUUCAAGGAUUCUCAGUGCCCCUACGUCCAGGAGGAGUCCUUGACUUUGUUGUGGAAACAGAUUCAGAACUUGCAAAAGGAUGACUGGGAUGUGUCGAUCUUGAUUAGACCUUCGCAGACGUUCGAUGCUGUCUUGGGAAUGUCCUCUCAACACGAACUGCCAACUUUCACCUUUCCCCCACAUGUCGACAACAGCUCAUACUACCUCCCUCCACCCCUUCUCAGGAUCUUCAUGGACACAGAGGGAGAGCAGACAAGCCAACUUCCCGACCCUUACUCUAUCUCACACUUUAUCGUCCACGACAACUUGAGCGACGUCCUCUGCCUUUUCGAGAUUAACCGCAAGGAGUGCGCAAAAUACUUGUUCAUGGUCCAGUACUCCUACGCCAUCGGCACAUUCGCAGACUUAAGCGCACCAGCACCAGCACCAGCGACAGCAGAAGGAGCGGAGUCAACAGACAUGGAGACCGAUAGCCCACCUGCUGGUUGGUCGGUUGAUCAGCUGUUGGCCGAGGUGGUAUUCACGGAAUUGUUCAGACUUCCCAAGCCCGAAUUCAAGACGGUCUACUACUCAUCCCUCUUGGUCGAGAUCUGCAAAUCCUUCCCCGACAGCUUCCCCACAGCAUUGGCCAAGGCGAUCUCAAAGUUGUACGAGCGUCUCCCUUCCAUGGAUAUCGAGUGCGCACACCGUUUCUGGACCUGGCUGAGCCACCAUCUGAGCAACUUUGGCUACCUCUGGAACUGGGCCGAUUGGUCCGCUGCACUGGAGUUGCCCGACAACCACUCUCAGUGUGUGUUCAUUCGCGAGACUUUGGAGAAGGCCAUGCGUCUGUCUUACUUUGAGCGUAUCAAGGAGGCCUUGCCCGAAGAGUUCCAAAAGUUCAUUCCAUCAGAGGCGCCCGGUCCUUCCUGGAAGUUUGAAUCACCAGAUCACCCAUAUCACGCUAUGGCUUCGGCUGUUCUGAACUCGUUGAGGGCCAAGAACUCGAUUGAGCAGAUUGAGCAGACACUGGAGAGUAUGAAGAACGCACCAAGACUGGAGUCAUUGACAGCUAACGAGCGCGAGGAUUUCAUUCGGGAACUGUUCACCGAGUGUGUGUUGAUGUUGGGAUCCAAGUCGUUCUCUCACGUGUUGAACGUGAUUGAGCGUUACUUGACGAUCCUGCAGCGGAUGAACAGCACACCCGAAGCGCGUCUGCACACGGUCAAGAUUGUGGCACAGUUCUGGAAGAACAACACACAGUUUAUGGGCAUUUUGCUGGAUAAGAUGCUGAACUACCGUGUGGUGGAUGCGAUUGCGAUUGUCAAAUGGGUCUUUGAGCCCGAGGUCUGGCAGAACGAGUGGCACCGCAGCUUCCCCUGGGAUAUCCUCAAGAACACCCUCAACAAAGUCAUCUCCAGAGUUGGGCAGGUCAAGGAUAAGCUUAGCGAAGUCGUCAAGGAGUUCAAUGCUACACCACCAACACAGACAAAGGAGGUUGUGGAGGGAGUAGAGAACACAUUGUCGAUUGUGAACCGCGAGCAAAAGGAGGUCUUCUUGAUCAUGUACCAAAAGUUUGUCCAGGUCUUGCAGUCUCAAUUGCGGGAAAUCGAGGCCUCAGGGGAGGAUGUGGAUAACUCUCGUUGGUGGCAGAUUGGAUUGGGCUGGUUCUUGGAGUUGGGCCGUCGUUACUCCAAGGAGGUGACGACGUUCUCGACGACGCUCGAGGCGAUUGUCUUUUCGUCCGAUAGCGAGACAGGUGAAGCGAUCGAUGCCCGGAUCACAAAUAUCUUUCAGGAGAUCUGUCGUAUGGAGAUUGGGCGUUCUGUUGACAUGAACUAG
Linnemannia hyalina is the source of this 2625-nucleotide messenger RNA. NCBI's taxonomy places the organism in Eukaryota, Fungi, Mortierellomycota, Mortierellomycetes, Mortierellales, Mortierellaceae. The record is from the annotation of a GenBank genome assembly.